Messenger RNA from Portunus trituberculatus (swimming crab), 1484 nucleotides. RefSeq lists its product as uncharacterized. Gene Ontology annotation, molecular function: ligand-gated sodium channel activity. The record is from RefSeq and is a predicted model, not a curated record. Gene Ontology annotation, biological process: sodium ion transmembrane transport. The transcript has 7 exons. The coding region runs from base 42 to 1484 and encodes 480 amino acids. NCBI's taxonomy places the organism in Eukaryota, Metazoa, Arthropoda, Malacostraca, Decapoda, Portunidae. Gene Ontology annotation, cellular component: membrane.
AAGAAAAAAAGACAUGGAGAAAAGAAAACAUCGAUUAUUACAUGAGGACGGUAAUGAAGGACGGCCAUAGACAAGCAUGGACAGGCAAGAACGAGAACUUCCUCAAGAAAGCGAAGGAGAAUCAGGAGGAGGAGGAGGAGUCACUACAGAAAAGAGUCACUAACUUCGCGGGAUCCUUCAGCGCUCACGGAAUCGGCAAAGUGUUCCUGAGUCGACAUUGGUGGCGGCGUGUGUUGUGGCUUGUGGUGUGCCUGGUGAUGGCUGGCUGGGGGACCUUCCAGUGUUACAGCAUCAUCACAGAAUAUUUCCAGUACCCGAAGAAAGUCACUAUUGAGAUCAUCGAGGAGACAAAGGCGGUGUUCCCUGCAAUUACACUGUGUAACCUGAACCCGCUGCCCGCUAGAUCAUCUAUCGUAGGUCACCAAACUUGGACUUCUUUUGUUGAUGUAGAGGACGAAAACUCUGAAGCAAUCUGUGAAGGAUUAUAUCCGGACGGGACCUCGUACGACUACUACGACUACUACAAUUACCCCUACUCGGGAUCCUACAUGGACAAUUAUUAUGGCGGUUACUACUACAGUGGUGACUCAAGCACAUCAUCAUCCACAUCAUCCUACCCCUGGGGAGGUUCCAGGAGUAGUACAUCAUCCUACCCCUGGGGAGGUUCCAGCAGUAGUACAUCCUCCACCUCCUGGAGAGGCUCCAGCAGUAGUACAUCCUCCACCCCCUGGGGAGGUUACAGCAGUGGCAAAUCCACCGGUGGUUCCAGCAGUAGUACAUCCUCCAUCCCCUGGGGAGGUUCCAGUGAAGGUACAUCUUCCACCCUCUGGGGAGAUUCCAGCAGCAGUACAUCAUCCACCCCCUGGGGAGGCUCCACUGAAGGUACAUCCUCCACCGCCUGGGGAGGUUCCAGUGAAGGUACAUCCUCCACCCAAUGGAGAGGCUCCACUGAAGGUACAUCCUCCACCAACUGGGGAAGUUCCAGCAGCAGUACAUCAUCCACCCCCUGGGGAGGCUCCACUGAAGGAACCAGUGACGACAUGAUGGGUAGCAAGAGAAAAAGGAGAAGCCUGGAGGACCUAAAAGCAAUGACACCGAGAUUCGUGCCACACCUGAGACAAGACAGGGGAAACACAAGACACUGGAUGAACACAGCACCGAAGAUGGAGAGGGAAGAAGACGAAGCGAGUAGAGUAAAUGGAGACGAGGAGAGAAGAGACAAAAUUUCGCUGGUGAGAAACGUCACUACACAAAGCCUCAAAAAACUUCAAGAGAGACAUAAGAACAGAACAUCGUCCAGGGAAAAGAGGAACGUGUUCUGGUCCUUCCUUUUCGGAGACGAGGAGGAGGAAGAGGAGGAAGAAGAGGAGAUGGAAGUGGUAACAUCGGGUGAAAGGGCCAUACCUUCCCCUUCCUCGCCCAAAUCAGAUAUGGUUGAUUACUUGACGUUUAUAAAGGCGAGUCUAUUCCCUGUCCACACGUAG